Messenger RNA from Amphibalanus amphitrite, 1676 nucleotides. RefSeq names its product calumenin-like. Gene Ontology annotation, cellular component: endoplasmic reticulum. The coding region runs from base 221 to 1168 and encodes 315 amino acids. The record is from RefSeq and is a predicted model, not a curated record. NCBI's taxonomy places the organism in Eukaryota, Metazoa, Arthropoda, Thecostraca, Balanomorpha, Balanidae. Gene Ontology annotation, molecular function: calcium ion binding. The transcript has 8 exons.
UUCUAAGCCUUCCGUUUGCGCUGUCGAUCACAAAGCUGACCAAUCAGCAGAGGCUUUUUUGCAAGCUGUGUCGUUCAUUGGCUCAUAGGUGGCAGCUUCUGAGGCAGAAUUUGCCAUGGAACAUAGCUUAUUCGUCAUUUGUUUAUGAGGAGUGUAUUGUCCUCUCUCCCCUCUCUCCCCUUCCUCAGUUUGGCUUGUGCUGUUAUUCGCCGGCCGAAACAUGAUGAAGUUCACAGUGGUUGCCUGGCUAUGCAUGUCCACUUUCGUUAUUGUUGCUGGCAAUGAACAUGGUGGGAGAGUUAAAGAAAAGAAACUGAGUGACGAGGAUCACUUUGAGGGCGAUGAGCACAAUGUGGACUACGACCACGACGCUUUCCUGGGCGACGAGGCCAGCGAGUUCGGCAACCUCACCCCUGAGGAGAGCAAGGAGCGGCUCGCCGCCAUUGUGGACAAGAUCGACACAAACGGUGACGGCGAGAUCACGGAACAAGAGCUGAUCGACUGGAUCAAAAAGGCGCAGAGCAAGUACCUGGAGGAGGAGGUGCAGCGACAGUGGGAGGCGCAGGCGCCGGCCGCCAGCCAGGACAAGGACCACAUCUCGUGGGACGACUACCAGCAGACCACGUACGGCUUCAUCGGAGAGGCCGAGGAAGACGGCGCUGAGGCGGCCGACUACAAGAAGAUGAUUGACCGGGACCGGCGCCGCUGGGACGCCGCCGAUCAGGACAAGGAUGGCAAGCUCACGCGCCACGAGUUCAGCACGUUCCUCCACCCGGAGGAGGCCGAACACAUGAAGGACGUGGUCGUCAAGGAAACCAUCGAGGAUAUCGACGCCGACGGAGACGGCAAAAUCUCCGUCGACGAGUACAUUGGCGAUAUGUACGACGAGUCGGAGGGAGAUGAGCCAGAGUGGGUUCAGCACGAGCGGGAGACAUUCAAAAGCAUCCGUGACGCCAACGGAGACGGCUACCUCGACUUUGACGAGGUGAAGGCCUGGAUCAUGCCGGAUGAUUACGACCACUCCGUGUCGGAGAGCCAGCAUCUGAUCCACGAGGCGGACGUCAACCGUGACGGAGUACUCAGCAAGGAGGAAAUUCUCGACAAGUACGAUCUGUUUGUGGGCUCACAGGCCACAGACUUCGGCGCCGCGCUCCACGACGAACUGUAACGACACCUAUUGGCGCGCGGCGUUACCAACGCCUGCUUAGCGUUCUGGACAAAUGCAACGUGAUUUCGGAGCUAGAUAUUUGCUAAACAUGCGGCAUCUGCUCAGCACGCUAAGCAAUAAGGAUAUGCAAAUAGGGUUUCAAAAUGCGAGAUUAGAAAUAGCGACGGUGGGUUUUCUGGAGCUGGGAGCGAGAAGGCUGCAUGAACAGGGCAUGGGGUAGCUAGACAGGAGUUGGAGACGCAGGGUACGUCCGCUUUAUUAGUGCUUGCUCUGCUAGUCUGGGCUGAGGGCCGUCAGGGGCGCGGGCGUGUGUUACAGUGGCACGCGCCGGGCUUUAACGAGAGGCACUGCCGGCGCGCCGGUCGUGCUCAUACGCUGUAUCUCAUCUUCAUAAUUCAUUGUAUUAACAUGUUGCACCCAGUAUGCUGUUACCGAGUGGCGUGGAGUGUUGAUGCCGGCGUGCCAAUUUUAAUGUUUAUACAGUUGACACAAAUACAUUUUUAGCAAG